AUGCUCGAGACCUCGGACUUCCCGACUCUAUCACGGGUCAUGCGAGUUCAACCAUUGCCAAAUGAGAAACCGGCUACGGGCUUCUCGUGGGGAGAUUAUGAAGACGUUCGUGUGGGCACAGACGGUGGGGAGAAUGACGCGGAUGGAGAAGAAGAGGGAUGGGGUGUGGUAACAAGCAAACGAUCCAAACGGACCUUACCGUCGACCUCUUCGCAAUCUCAUACCCAGAAGGCCCCCGAGACAAUGACUAAACGGCAGAAACAGAACGCGGAGAGAAACGCAGCUAAGAAGGCCCAGAAAGAGGAAAGCGAGGCGGCUAGGUUAGCAACUCUUGCGCAAUACGAACGCGAAAGGGAAAGAGCGAGAAUCGCAGAACAGCUUGGCCACAAGUCCAAGGGUCAAAGGUAA
Psilocybe cubensis is the source of this 408-nucleotide messenger RNA. RefSeq lists its product as uncharacterized. The record is from RefSeq and is a predicted model, not a curated record. Lineage: Eukaryota; Fungi; Basidiomycota; Agaricomycetes; Agaricales; Agrocybaceae. The coding region runs from base 1 to 408 and encodes 135 amino acids. The transcript is spliced from 2 exons.